AUUUUUGAAGCCUGUUGUGCCCAAUUGAAGGAAGCUAAUAGUGGAUUCCCCUCUUGCGUGACUCUUCUUCCUACUCUUCUGUUUGCUUCACUUCGAAGCUCUUGAGCUUCACGUAUCCUGACUGUUCCUUCUCCUCAUUCAUCGAGAUAAAACAGGAAUUGGACAAUCUCCGAGGAAAUGGAAGGAUCGGCUCUACCAUGCUUAAGGUGUCAGGGGCUCAGCUCUACCCCUUUGACAGAGGAUGCCUCUACCUUCUGCACUUCCCUCACCGAGGACCUCAAGGGGCUCGAGCUGUCGCUGGCGAAGGACUCCAUCUCCCUCAGGUGGUUCGUCGAAGCGAUGAGCGUCUUGAAGAGGAUGCAGGUGAGACUCCUUGCCCUGCUGAAGAAAUCUGAGUUGCCGAUCUCGUGCGAAGCCGAAGACUGGUUUGAUCAGUACAUGCAAGAGUCUGCGUCUCUAUUAGAUUUCUGCAACUCAAUGAAGUCUGCCCUUUCCGGGAUCAACCGGUCUCGCAUGGCUUUAGAGCUCGCAGUCCAUAAACUAAGCGAAGACAACGAGUUCGGAUUGGAAAGAUUACAGAAAGCUCAUGAGGAAAUUUUAGAUUUCAGUAUAGAGAAGGAAAGAUUAGGACUAGCUAAAGGUGGAAUUUUGCUCGGAGGAAAUGGAAGUGACGACAAGAACAUGGCAAUCGUGAUGUUUGCUGCUAAAACCACUGUGACAGUCUUGUCAUGGUUUAUGAUUUCAGCAAUGAUUUCUCCUGUUCCGGUUAAUGUGGAAGACAAGGAGCUGACUUCAUCGAUCCCUGAGCUGCAGCAGUGCAUGGAGAUGCUUACAGAGCUGACCGGAAGCUUUGACAAGCGGAUUUCGAGCCUCGGCAUCGGUCGGGAAGUUGCUCUGGUCGAGCAUGAGAUGGUGAACGAGGCAGUCGAGGAGUUACAGGCGGCGGAGAAGAACAGCCAUAGUUUCCUCAGUGGUCUGGAGAAGUUGAGAACAAGGUCAUUUGAGCUGAAGGAGGGGAUCGAGAGGCUCGGCACAGUAGUGGAUGAGGUGUUCGAGGAGGCCAUCAGAGGAAGGAAUGAGAUGCUUGACAUCUUCAGGAAUGCAACUCUUUGAUUCCUGGUGGAAACCAUGCAUUCUACUGCAAUGGAAGAGCUAGUUUUCAGUCUUCUUGUUCUAUGAUAAUGUAAACUACAGUGGAUCAGCACAGCCAUGUAUGUACAAAAAAUACAGCUUUUUUCCAUUUGUUUUGCAUUGUAAAAGGUAAUAUUAGCAUUUUAAAGGUUCUCACAUACAUCUCUUCAUGUGUAUUCAUUUUUAUUUUUAAUAACAUGAUGAAAAUUAUGAAUC
Musa acuminata AAA Group (dessert banana) is the source of this 1347-nucleotide messenger RNA. Its product is annotated as protein BPS1, chloroplastic-like. NCBI's taxonomy places the organism in Eukaryota, Viridiplantae, Streptophyta, Magnoliopsida, Zingiberales, Musaceae. The record is from RefSeq and is a predicted model, not a curated record. The coding region runs from base 178 to 1113 and encodes 311 amino acids. The transcript is spliced from 2 exons.